Molecule: messenger RNA, 1032 nt
Organism: Fulvia fulva
Lineage: Eukaryota; Fungi; Ascomycota; Dothideomycetes; Mycosphaerellales; Mycosphaerellaceae
Exons: 4
Coding region: 1-1032 (343 amino acids)
Molecular function (GO): protein binding
Source: RefSeq, a predicted model, not a curated record
AUGGCUUCUCCAAUCUUGGUGCAGCCGGAUGUUGCUCAGAGACAGCCUCACCUCGAACUCCUGCCGGCCGAAGUUUUCGAAAUGGUUGCGGAAGUGGCAGAUGAGAAAGACUUACUUGCACUGCGCUUGACUUCCCGUCAGUGCGCAAGCAAGAUAUUGAAGACGUACACCAAAGUCCAUUUCACAGAGAUCUUAUUCAGGCCUCGAGACCUCGCCAGCCUGAUGAAGUGCUUCCGCAUCUCCGGGCAUCCAGUCUUUCGCCAUGUCGUGCGAACCAUCACGAUAUCGAUAGAUCGCUGCGAUCGCAAGGAGGACAAUGUUUGCCAAGUCAUGCAUGACUCUGACUUUGAGAGAAAAGGGCUUGGCCUCUUGUUCGAAUGCCUAGCGCGCUACACCAAAACCACCGCACUCCGUAUCGUUGCGCGAGAGCACCCCGUGGCUACCUCUGAUCCCCGAGAUAGUGGGGAUGUGCAUCCCUACUAUCCCGACUGGAAUUUGAAUAUGACAUGCAAGAGGGUAUUCGUAGACAUCAUGCAAAUUCUGCAAUCGACACCGCUUAACAUCACAUCUCUGGAUAUUGCCACUGGGACAAACUGGGGUUUGCCAAUGCUCGAGCUGAAUGACGCUGAGAUGGACUGUCUGAUUAGCUUGUUGGCACCACUGGAAAGGCUGUCGCUGACUGUGUGGCGGAGUAUCUGCUUGAUAGGACAAGAGUAUGAGGAGAUCGAUCCUCUCGAGCUGAUUCUGGAUGAUCUGCCGUUCGUCGCUCUGGAGCACUUCCAACUUCAAGGUAAACGCAUGGAGGUGUGGACAGAAGUUGAGGAUCUCGCCUGCUCCUUAAGUUCACACAAGAAGACCCUCGCGCCACUCCAUCUGCGGGACAUAGCCGUGAGUGACCGCACUUGGAUCAUCGAUGAAGACAUGGCGGAGCAGGGCGUUGCGGCGAUUAUGGCAAAAAAGUUCGGUUGCGAUCGGAUUAUGGCUGACGCCGAGACGGAUGAGGUGUUUUGGGAUAUUGUAGUGGGUAGAUAG